CAGCGGUUAACAUUGUAGUCAUUCUAUUUAUAAGGCAGAUUAUUUUUUAUUAUGACUUUGCACUAAUAUAAAUUUUUUGGUAAAAUAUUCAAGUGUUACCGUUAAAUAUUGAUAACACAAAUUUAUAAGCAAAAGAUAAGCAAACUGCGAUGCGCACAAUGAAGGAUACAACUGAGAUUUUAUUAAAAUUGCGCAAGUUGAUGCAAAAACCGCCUUCAAAUACAGAAUUAUCAUUAGCCGCUUACAUUGUACCAUCAGAUGAUUCACACCAGAGUGAGUAUAUUUGUGAACACGAUGAGCGUAGAGCAUUUGUUUCUGGGUUUGAUGGUUCCGCUGGUACAGCUGUUAUAACGAUGGACAAAGCAUUGCUUUGGACCGAUGGCAGAUACUAUCAGCAGGCCGUGAAGCAGUUGGAUACAAAUUGGAGUCUUAUGAAAGAUGGUCUACCUAUGACACCAAGCGUAGGAAGCUGGUUGACUAAAAAUAUACCUAAAGGGAGUGCUGUGGGUGUGGAUCCCAGGCUAUAUUCUUACCGUGUUUGGAAGCCAAUUGAGAAAAAUUUAUUGGCAUCAGAUUGCUUACUAAUUCCCGUUGAAGAUAAUCUUGUUGACAUUGUUUGGGGAACAGAUCAACCAAAUCUGACAUCAAACCCCAUAGUAACAUUGGACUUAAAGUUUUCUGGCGAAACUGUUGCCGAUAAAUGGGAAAAAGUAAAAACUCAAAUGCAUGAAAAGAAUUGUGAAGCAUUAGUAGUGAGUGCUUUGGAUGAAAUAGCAUGGUUUCUGAAUUUACGAGGUUCUGAUAUAAGUUACAAUCCUGUAUUUUUUGCAUAUUUGAUAAUAACAAAGUCAAAACUAAUGUUCUUCGUUGAUGUUACUAAAUUACCCAAUAAUUUUCAAGAACAUGAAAUAAACAAUGGAAUCGAAAUUACAAAACAUUCGUACCAAUCAAUUGGAGCACAGUUAAUUGAAAUUGUGAAAAAUAAUUCUGUAAAAGUAUGGAUAUCACCAAGUUCAAGUUAUUAUCUUACUGCAUUGAUACCGAAGAAACAACGACAUCAAGAGAUAACACCUAUUGCUAUUAACAAAGCGAUCAAAAAUGGCACAGAAAUGGAAGGCUUUAUAAAUUGCCAUAUCCGUGAUGGUGUUGCUUUGUGUCAGUAUUUUGCAUGGUUAGAGCAAAUGGUAUCAGACAAACAAUAUGUUGAUGAAAUUUCCGGAGCAGAUAAACUUGAGGAAUUUAGAUCCAAAAACCUCCAUUUCAUGGGUUUAAGUUUUCCAACAAUUAGUUCGUCUGGACCAAAUGGAUCAGUCAUUCAUUACCAUCCAGCUAAAGAAACUAAUCGUCAAAUUACUGAUAAAGAAAUAUAUUUAUGUGAUUCUGGAGCCCAGUAUUUGGACGGUACAACUGAUGUGACCCGGACACUACAUUUCGGAAUGCCAUCUGAAUUUGAAAAAGAAUGCUAUACACGCGUAUUAAAAGGUCAAUUAACAUUAGGAUCUACAGUGUUUCCAAAAAAAGUAAAGGGACAAGUUUUAGAUACCUUAGCUCGGAAAUCCCUGUGGGACAUUGGACUAGAUUAUGGACAUGGUACUGGGCAUGGAGUUGGUCAUUUCCUUAACGUUCAUGAGGGACCAAUGGGUGUAGGCAUUCGCUUGAUGCCCGACGAUCCAGGUCUUCAGGAAAAUAUGAUAAUAUCUAAUGAGCCUGGAUUUUAUCAAGAUGGAGAAUUUGGCAUCCGUAUUGAAGACAUUGUUCAAAUAGUUCCAGCUGAUACAAAAUAUGAUUUUAAUGGACGAGGAGCAUUGUCUUUUAAAACAAUUACGUUGUGCCCAAAACAAACUAAAAUGAUAAAGAAGGAGUUGUUACUUGACAAAGAGGUUGAUUUGCUUAAUGACUAUCAUCGUGAAGUUUACGACACUCUUUCCCCUAUAUUGAAAGAACAAGGUGAUGGCAUGACGUUGUCCUGGUUAGAACGAGAAACACAGCCAAUAUAAAAUAUACAAGUUUUGUAAAGUUGAUAUUUUACUUAUGCAUUUCGUAUUUGCUAUCUUUUUAUAAAUAUAUAUCAAUAAAAAGUAUGUUUGAAAA
This is a messenger RNA of Calliphora vicina (urban bluebottle blowfly), 2091 nucleotides long. It is a transcript of the gene ApepP, whose product is annotated as Aminopeptidase P. Lineage: Eukaryota; Metazoa; Arthropoda; Insecta; Diptera; Calliphoridae. Bases 150 to 1997 code for a protein of 615 amino acids. The transcript is spliced from 11 exons. Gene Ontology annotation, molecular function: metalloaminopeptidase activity. The record is from RefSeq and is a predicted model, not a curated record.